Oryzias latipes (Japanese medaka) is the source of this 1854-nucleotide messenger RNA. NCBI's taxonomy places the organism in Eukaryota, Metazoa, Chordata, Actinopteri, Beloniformes, Adrianichthyidae. The record is from RefSeq and is a predicted model, not a curated record.
AUUUUCCAGCUGUGCAGGAUCUAAUUUCAGCACCGAAAACGACUAAAUGAAAUCCAAAUAACGCAAACCUAAAUUGUCAUUCGGUCAAACUCUUGGAACAGCGGCUUUGUAUGAGGAGGUGAAGCUCGGGCGCAGCCGCACCUGUCGCCUCACAAGUGCACACCGGCUGCGCGUAAAUGCCACCGGCGCACAGCGGUGAGCUCCACCAUGGCAGCUGGAUUAACGGCUCCAGUUUAUUAAAGCUGUGGAAACGGUGACCUUCACGUGCUUCAUUGCCGAUUCGAUGCGGAAAAUGCACAGAGGAGUGCUCGUUCUUGUGGCGGAGAAACGGUCAGGAAGGAUUUAAAAAAGGUCAUCUUCGGAGAGCUCCUCGGUUAAUCGUGUUGUGCAAUGUCAGGUGUGGAACCCUGAGAUGACAGAAGUGGAGCCUGUGCUGGACUUCGCCUCCUCUGGCCGCUCUGGGAGGAGGAACGCUCUGCCGGACAUCCUGGGGUCUCCGGCAGGUGUGAACCCCGGAGACCUCCCUCUGAAACUGGCGGAGCUUUCCCUCAAAGAUGGCCCGGGAGGAGUUCAGUCUCCCACAGCAGAGGAGCCUCCAGCGCCGCCGGAGAGCUCGGAGGAGACCGGGGAGUCGUAAGAAGGCGACCGUUUCUUUCCCCCAAAGACCUGCGGAGAUAACCUGAGAGACGGGAUGAGGAGCGAGUUGGAGAGCCACCUGUGGGAGCGAGGAUCUACGGAGAUCCCGUCUGAUUUGGAAGCAGCUGAACCACCGAGUGAUGGAGCGACUCCAGAAGGACCAUAGCCAACCCCCCCCCCUACCCUGUACGUGUGUAGAGGACCCCUGCAGCCUCUGUGGACACAACAGAAUCUGAAGGGGGGGGGGUGACAGACUGUAGGCUGCAAUUUACAUGGUUUGUUGAAAACAACAGCAGGUGGGACUGAAUCUCCUGUCAUUUCUUGCUGUGACAAUAUUUCAUAACGGUCCAUGUUGUGUUGCUCGGACAGCGACAGCAUUUGGGGGGGGGGUGAUGUUCAAACUGAAGUGUGACCUGAGGAAAACUUUCUAACGCUUUUUACACUAAUGUUAGUUAUCUGGUGUUUUCUGGUGUUUUCACUUUAAACUGUUUUGAUAAGUUUCAGAUGCUUUUUUUUUAGGUCAUGAAGUGUCAGUCAGACCUUAAGACUUUUCUCAAUAGAACAGUGCCCCACUGCCACCAUUACCUAUGAUGCUUCAAAAUAGGACUAAGGGAAAAAAAAAGCAAAGAUUUUUGUUAUUAUAAACAUGUGCCUAAUACCCAUUUGACUGAAGAUUUGCUAGCUGUGAAGGAUCUUCUGACUUUGGGCUGCAGAUGUUUCCUCAGACAUGCCAGGAAGUGUUAUGCAUGGAUCACACAUACAAGCAAAAAACGACGUAUGAAGCGAUCUUCUUAGACGAUGUGUGCCUGCAGCCAGAAAACAAGAGCAGCAGGAAUGAUUGCUGGCAGAAGCUGUUUGGAGGACGGCGCCAUCCGGAACCGGGUUUAGCCGUCCUCUCCUUUCUCUGUAAAUACCCUGUAAAGUAACCACAGUCUGCUGCUCACCACACUGUUUGCACACGAAACCCUUAGCCAUGUUCUGUAUUUGUCUCCUGAGGACGCUUCUUUUGGACUUUUCUGUCCCAGCUGUGAUGCUGCAACAACACUCUGGACACUGGAACGCCGCUGGGAACAUUUCCGACCAAUACAAGUCCGGGGUGUGUUCUGUAGCGUAUUGAUCUCAUAAAUGAUGCAUACUCCACCCAAUGGGACCAAACUCGUCAUGUUGACUCUAUCUGGUGAUGACAUUUGCCAAAUUAAACCCAAAAGCUUUACCUUU